Messenger RNA from Xenopus laevis (African clawed frog), 2373 nucleotides. RefSeq names its product syntrophin, gamma 2 L homeolog (gene sntg2.L). Gene Ontology annotation, cellular component: syntrophin complex; cytoskeleton; dystrophin-associated glycoprotein complex. Gene Ontology annotation, molecular function: structural molecule activity. The transcript has 17 exons. The coding region runs from base 437 to 2056 and encodes 539 amino acids. Lineage: Eukaryota; Metazoa; Chordata; Amphibia; Anura; Pipidae. The record is from RefSeq and is a predicted model, not a curated record.
UGCAAAGUGAUAAUUAGUAUGUCAUGCUUCUUUCAGGGAAAUGGAUAUUCAGCGCAUGGGGCUAAGUGAAUAGAAUAGUGAAAGGGAAGUGGAUGUAAGCCAGCAGGUGGAGGAACACGUUACUAAAUGACACAGAGCAGCAGCCUGGAAGAAAGAGGCUGAUCUGUACUGGGAAGGGAGGGGAGAGAGAGAGCAAAGCAGUGGGAAACUCUCUCGAUGUGAUAAUGCUUUAGAGAGCCCCUGCUGCUGGUACUGCUUCCGGCUGCUUCUCGCGCACUUCUGUCCUGUGAUGGAUUAGUUAGCUUGCACAAAGGGGGCUUCUAUUCUCCAAACUUACGCACUGUCCACGGUUGCCUGAAAAGCACUUGGCGUUCGGAAUAAAUGACUGAUACAAAACUGAGUCAUCGUUUCAGAGAGGAAUUCAUCUGCAUGGGAAAUGAAUGCUGCGGGGAAGCAGCCUCCACCCCAUCUAGAGCGCCCGGACACCCUUCUCGUACCAACUUGGACUAAAACUGGUUUUGCCCAACUGUACAAUGAAGGUUCAGAAAAUGCUUGUGAUAUACGCCUGAAACUUACUAAGGAAGCACUGACUUUACAAAAGCAAGACGUUAUCUGUGUUUCUGGGAGUGACCAGAGUACAAAUCGCAGAACUGUUACACUUCAUAGACACCCUAUUGGAGGACUGGGUUUAAGCAUCAAGGGUGGAGCACAGCAUAAAGUACCUGUUGUUAUAUCAAAAAUCUUCAAAGAUCAGCCAGCUGACAAGACUGGAAUGUUAUUCAUAGGGGAUGCAUUAAUGCAGGUUAAUGGCAUAAAUGUUGAAAAUGCGUCUCAUGAAGAAGUGGUUCACUUAUUACGGAAUGCUGGUGAUGAAGUCACAAUUACUGUUCACUAUUUAAAGGACGCACCUUCAUUUCUUAAGCUGCCACUAGGUUCUCCGGAUCCUCCGAGUGACCAUAGCAGCGGGGCAUCGUCUCCUCUUUUUGAUAGCGGUUUACAUUUAAAUGGAAAUAUUUCAAAUACGGCUCCUUCAUCUCCUUCCUCGCCAACAGUUAAACAAGCCAAAUAUGAGAAGCGAUGGAUAGAUGCACUUUCAAUCCCACUAUUAAUGGCUCGGAUAUCAAGAUUCAGAGUUUCAACAGUAAAGUUAAGACGUAACUCAUUUGAACUGCUAGCACUUGAUGGGAUAUCUUCGGGGAUUCUUCAGUUUAAUACAGCCCAUGACAGUGCUGACUGGUUAAGAGCAAUAUCAACAAAUAUCAAUGAUCUGACACUACAAAAUAUGAAAAUGGUGAACAAAUGCUAUUCUAUGUGUGACCAGAUCAUUCACAUGGGCUGGGUGAGUGAAAAAGUACAAGGUUCGGAUGGAUCACACAUGUAUAAAUUCAAGUUCCUGGUUUUGAAGGGCUCAUCUUUCUACAUAUUUAAGACACAACCAGUUAGUACACUAGACUGGGUGCGAGCGGAAAAGAUAUAUAACCUCUGUGAGGUUUUAUUUAAAGUAAGCAAGGUUUGGCCCGCUGAUGAAAUCUGGAUUGAAGAAAAUCUGUAUUUAAAUCAUAAUCAAACUGAAGAGCUUGAAGAUCAAAGACCUUACUGCUUCAGCGUGCAAGUUGGGAAUGGAAAAAGUCAUUAUUUUAGUGUAGAACUCGGUAGCGAUUUAACAGUUUGGGAGAGGUCUUUCCAAAAAGCAAUCUUUAUGGAAGUUCAACGAACUGGGUCCAAAACAUACGUUUGCAGCAGCCAAGGGGAGGUUGUUUGUUUUACUGUGGACUUCAUCUCAGGAUUCACCUGUUUUGACAGCAAGUCAAAGAAUGUCAUCUGGAGGUUUAAGUUCUCCCAAUUAAAAGGAUCAUCAGAUGAUGGAAAAACCAGAGUGAAGCUACUUUUUCAGAGCCCUGACACCAAACAAAUUGAAAUGAAGGAGCUAGAGUUUCAAGACCUGACAGCGGUUCUGCAUUGCAUCCAUUCUUUUAUUGCAGCAAAAGUUGCAUCUAUGGACCCCAUGUUCAUAAACAGCCAAAGCCUCGCUAGAAAAUAUAUUUACAACACGUAAACAUCGAAGCUCUAUGGCAAAACAAGAACUAUUUUCCUACAGAAUUUGUUUCAUGCACAGCGAAAUUUUAAAUGACUUCAAUACAAAUGACUGAAAUGACUGAAAAGAAGACUAUUUUUGUUAUUUAUCGUGUUUCAUUUUGACUCAAAGCAUCAUUUCAAUGUACUUCGUGGAUAAUAUCGAAAGCACAUUUUCCCAAUCUCGUAUAAGUGGAGAGGACAAUGAUGAUUUAGCACUUUAAAAAACUGCUCCAAGAUUUUGAACAGAAUAACUACAAAUGUACAUUUUCUUUUUCAUUAAACCCAUUAUAUAGAAAU